UCUUUUCUUCUUCUUUUUUUUUUCUUUUCUCUGCACAAACAAAUACAUUUGUUCUCAUUGUUUAUUAUUAUGGCCACCACCACCAAAUCCAAGACUACCUCUUCUGCCAAGAAGGCCGAUCAUCCUACCUACGAGGCUAUGAUCAAAGCUGCCAUUCUCGCUCUCAAGGAACGCAAGGGUAGCUCCAGACCCGCUAUCAAAAAGUACAUCUUGGCCAACUACAACGUCAACGCCGGUGCUCACUUUGACACUCAAAUCGCUGCUGCCAUCAAACGCGGUGCCGCCAAAGAAAUCUUUGCUUUGCCCAAAGGUGUUUCUGGCAGUGUGAAAUUGGUCAAGCCUGAAAAGAAAUCCGCGGCUGAAAAGGAUGCCACUAAGAAGAGCACCGCAGCUCCCAAGGCCAAGAAGCCUACCGCCAAGAAGGCUGCUGCUCCCAAGAAGGCCGCAUCCACAAAGAAGGCUACCACCACCACUACCACCAAAAAGGCCGCUCCCGCUAAGAAGGCUACCUCCACCGCUACCAAGAAAGCACCUGCAAAGAAGCCUGCAGCAGCCACCAAAGCCAAGAAGGCCGAUACAACUGCUUCCACCACCAAGAAAUCGACCACCCCCAGAAAGCCUCCGACCAAACGCGCCGCUCCCACCAAGCGUGCUUCCCCCACCAAGAAAUCAGUCACAGAAAAGGCUGGCGUGAAAGCACCAAAGAAGGCCGCCCCCAAGAAGGCUGCCCCUAAGAAGCGCACCACCAAGGCAUAAACAUAUCCGUAUAUAGUCGUUUUCAUUGCGUUCUUUCUUUCCUUUUAUUUCCUUUUCUCUCUCUCUUCUAUUCUGUUUAUCGACAAAGAGAAAGGUUGAUCUUCUCAUUUCUUGUACAGUCUUUUUUUUAAUUCUCUUUUUUUUUUCAACCUCAUAAAAUUUUUUUUUCUUCCCUCGUGUGCAAAAAAAAAAAGAUAAAAUUUGG
Messenger RNA from Radiomyces spectabilis, 961 nucleotides. Its product is annotated as linker histone H1 and H5 family-domain-containing protein. NCBI's taxonomy places the organism in Eukaryota, Fungi, Mucoromycota, Mucoromycetes, Mucorales, Radiomycetaceae. Gene Ontology annotation, molecular function: DNA binding; structural constituent of chromatin. The transcript has 4 exons. Gene Ontology annotation, biological process: nucleosome assembly. Gene Ontology annotation, cellular component: nucleosome. The record is from RefSeq and is a predicted model, not a curated record. Bases 70 to 756 code for a protein of 228 amino acids.